Messenger RNA from Paecilomyces variotii, 1365 nucleotides. RefSeq lists its product as hypothetical. The coding region runs from base 340 to 1173 and encodes 277 amino acids. The record is from RefSeq and is a predicted model, not a curated record. NCBI's taxonomy places the organism in Eukaryota, Fungi, Ascomycota, Eurotiomycetes, Eurotiales, Thermoascaceae. The transcript has 4 exons.
GCCUCGGAGAGGCGGCUCCUCAAACCCUCUCAUUGACUGCACGAUCUUCCGUUGCUUUUCCUGAGCUGGUAUUAGCCAGCCUCGGAGAGGCGGCUCCUCAAACCCUCUCAUUGACUGCACGAUCUUCCGUUGCUGUUCCUGAGCUGGUAUUAGCCAGCCUCAGAGAGGCGGCUCCCCAAAAAACACCUGGAUUACAUAAUCAAUACGAAGAAGCGCUGUCACCUUGAACAUCCGUCGCCUUGAACAUCUCUCACAUCAAACAUCUCUCUCUCACCUUGAAUAUCUGUCACCUUAAACAUCCGGCGCCUUGGACAUCCCUCACCUUCAACAUCUUGUAUCAUGACUGUUGGCACACCACCCGUUGCAGAGUUGAAUAACUCUGCCCAGACUUGGUUCUAUCAAAUUAAGAGCGAUAUACGGGCAGCAAGUGAAUCGGUGGAGUUGAGAUACGAGAAUAUCUCAGAAGACAAGGGAGCCUUACUAGUUGAUUCGCUCUCAGAGGACUCAGACGUUGAAAGAUACCGCCCGCGAUUCAGUUACAACUCGUUUGUAAAGGCUCUGAACGUGUUAGUAAUGCCGACUGAGGUGCACGAUGUGCACCAACACUGGAUCUCUUCAGAAAAACUGGAUAUGGUUCUUGGCGGUUUCUUGACUGCCGCAGAGGGUCACGCUUUAACACUCGGAGUUGGUACAACCAUCAACCAUCUCAAUGGACCAUACACCGGUUCACGUAAGGAUCCCGACAUGCUCAUACGGCAUGAACUUGAACCACUGCCAAGCAUCGCGAUAGAGUCCGGGUGGGCAGAAUCACUGCCCCGCCUCCACGCGGAUAUGCGGCUGUGGCUUGUGGGCGGAGAGCCAGAUGUCCAGCUUGUCAUCAUCCUCCGCUGGUCCAAGAUCUCAGGCACACCCAUCCAACGCGUCAAAGGAAAAUAUGAGAUUUGGGAGCGAGAUACCGCUAAUACGCCAUAUUGCAAGGAUAGUGGGGCUAUCUUUCCUCCUCCACCGGCGAAUCUCGGUCCCCAAGUAAUACCCAUUACUCGCGCCCAACUCUUCGGACCGGCGCAUAUAUUUCCUGGGCAGAAUGGCACGGAUAUAUGGAAUCUCCGCGUUGACCUACUGAGGACUUGGGCCAGCAAGGCCAUCAAUCGAAUGGGUUACAUACCGGCGUGACUGUCAUCUUUUCACUUUUUGCCUGAAGAUAGUUUGUGUAUUAUUAUUAGCUGCCGCCAAAUUGAAAUUUGACUAGUAACAGACCCUUUUCACAAUCUGCUCUACAGUAUGAGAUAGCCAAUUGUCUUGUUCUUCCUUGGCCAAUCAGCGAUAUCGGAUCCCUCCCGAAGACACCUCACCGCCUAGAAGAAG